This is a messenger RNA of Hirsutella rhossiliensis, 1740 nucleotides long. RefSeq names its product spermine/spermidine synthase domain-containing protein. Lineage: Eukaryota; Fungi; Ascomycota; Sordariomycetes; Hypocreales; Ophiocordycipitaceae. Gene Ontology annotation, biological process: polyamine biosynthetic process. The record is from RefSeq and is a predicted model, not a curated record. The coding region runs from base 1 to 1740 and encodes 579 amino acids. The transcript is spliced from 3 exons.
AUGCCGGCCAAGGACACAAGAAGCGAGGCGGCGGCCUCGGCCGAGGGUUUCACCCCGGAGAGGUUCGAGAAGGAGCUAAAGGAGCUUGCCACAAAGGCCCGGAACGACACCUGGACCAGACGCGCCGCUCGGCAAUUGUCCGCCUACGCCAAGGCAGCCUUCCUGCUCGCCCUUCUCGCCGUCUACUCCAACGUCUCGCCUCUGGCCCUGUCGCCCGUCUACGGAUCCAUCCCCGCCACGAUAUGGCACUCCAAGCUCCUCAUGACGAGCUGCUUCGUCGGCUGGGCUGGCAACGUGGCCCUGCGCCAGUUCCUGCCCGUCAGGACGGCCCUCUUCCUCCCGCUCGUCGCCCUGUACAUUCCCGCCGUCCAGUGGUUUUUGCUCGGCUACAGCAGCCUGCUCGGUCCCAGGUGGGGACCCGUCGUGACCGAGGCCGUCACCUUGUUUCCCCUGGCCGUCCUCACCGCCGCCGUUGUGGCCGACCAUCUCGAGACGACGCGCCUCAAGAUGUUGCCGGCCUUUGUCGCCGACGCCGCGCCGGGCCUCGGAUCCUGGGCCUGGCUCAAGUUUGUCGAGCAGUUUGCCGCAAACCACCUGCGGGCCAACAUGGGCCGGGCCGUCCUCUACACCCGGCUCGGCUUGGAGCUGGCCCUCGGCGUCGUGUACGCCGUAUUUGUCCCCUCGAAGCUCCUCGCCUACGCCGUGCCCCCGCUCCUCCACGCCCUUCUUUUCAACACCCACGUCCCCUCCCCCGCGGCAACCUCGUCUCUCGUCAGCUCCAUGAUGACGGAUGGCUGGCUGCUGCUGGACCGCCGCGAGUCGGUGACGGGCUACGUUUCCGUGCUGCAGAGCAUGCAGGACGGCUUUCGGGUCAUGCGGUGCGACCACAGCCUCUUGGGCGGAGACUGGAUCGACAAGCGCCAGAGCAAACUGCCCGAGCCAAUCUACGGAGUCUUCGUCAUGCUUGAGGCUGUGCGCCUGGCCGAGACGGAAACCCCCGUGCCGGACAAGGACGCUCACGCCUUGGUUGUAGGUCUCGGGGUGGGAACUACGCCCUCGGCUCUCGUCACCCACGGCAUCAACACGACUGUCGUGGAGAUUGACCCGGCCGUCUACGACUACGCCGCAAAGUACUUUGAUCUCAAAGAGAACAACCCUCCUGUGUUGGAAGACGCCGUUGGCUACACCUCGGCGCUGACAGCUACCGCGCCCGAGACCUUCGACUACAUUGUCCAUGACGUCUUCACUGGCGGCGCGGAGCCAGUGGAUCUGUUUACCCUUGAGUUUCUGCAAGGGCUUGCGACGCUGCUCAAGCCAAACGGAGUUGUUGCCAUUAACUAUGCUGGUGACCUUGCCCUGCCGGCGCCCGGGAUUGUGUUCCGCACCAUCAAGCACGUCUUCCCGACAUGCCGCAUUUUCCGCGAGGUUCCACGAGACGACGUGGCCCUCAAGGAAGUGGGCGUCGACUUCGCCAACAUGGUCAUCUUCUGCACCAAGACCAGCAGCCCGCUCACUUUUAGGAUGCCCACGCAAGCAGAUCAUCUCCAGAGCGCAAUCAGGCAAGAGUUUUUGCGGCUUCAACACGAGAUCCCCCAAACAGAGCUUCUGUCUGGGGACGAUGCUAGUAUCCUGCGCAAGAACGACACCGGCGCGCUGGUCGCGUGGCACGAGCAGAGCGCCCUGGGCCACUGGGCCAUCAUGAGAACCGUCCUGCCUGCCUGGGUGUGGGAGCGGUGGUGA